This is a messenger RNA of Sitodiplosis mosellana (orange wheat blossom midge), 3443 nucleotides long. RefSeq names its product inositol polyphosphate 5-phosphatase K. The record is from RefSeq and is a predicted model, not a curated record. Lineage: Eukaryota; Metazoa; Arthropoda; Insecta; Diptera; Cecidomyiidae. Gene Ontology annotation, cellular component: plasma membrane; ruffle; cytoplasm. The coding region runs from base 879 to 2213 and encodes 444 amino acids. Gene Ontology annotation, molecular function: phosphatidylinositol-4,5-bisphosphate 5-phosphatase activity. The transcript is spliced from 9 exons. Gene Ontology annotation, biological process: phosphatidylinositol dephosphorylation.
GAUUCUUACCUCAGUAUAUGUUUUGUAUUGGCCAUUGGAAUGACAACAAUUACUUUAUUUUUUCAUUCUUCUCUUGCUGUGUGUAAUAUUCCGUAGCGAGUAAACUCUCGCUACUCGCUUUUCUAUUGUGCUUGGCGAGAGAUUUGAACAGAAUUUUCUUUUUUGUUCAAAUCGUACGUGCUUCGAAUCAAUCGAAUUUCAUUGAUUUCGAAUCGAAUUUCAUGUCCAAAAUUAAUGACGUCAUUGCAAAAUUAGCGAAUGUGUUGAAAUAAAUUGUUUAAAUAAAAUUGAAUGGUUUGUAUUGAGAAGAAUGUUGGUCAUCAUUUUCAUAGUGCGUGUGAAAUUUUCGUGGGUUUAAAAUGUUCGAUAAGAAUGUUUGAUCAGUCAUCAUGUGGAUUUUCGUCGAAUGUAAACAAAUCAAUUGCGAAAAUCAAUUCUUUUCAAAAAAAGAAAAAAAUGUGAUGCAGAAAGCGAGAGAAAUCAGUGAAAAUUUGCGUGCGAUUAAGUGUAAUUUGUGCUGUUUUUCAUUCUCUUCCAAGUGAUUAAAAAAAACCGAGUUGUAAUUAAAAGAAAGUCUCUUCGGUAAACUCAAUUUUUGUUGUUGUUUUGGAAUAUAGGCGCUAAGCAAACGAAUAUUGAUUUGGGUCAACAAUUAAUCUUUUGUACAACGAAUAAUGAAAAACACAACAAUUGUAUCGAACGAAAAAUGGCAAUAUUCACCAUUUCAUUUUACCACUGUAAAGCCACUUAAUCCAUCGUUCCGUAAUAGCACUUGUACGAUGCAAAUUAAGGCAAAAAAAAUUCUGUAUUGACCGUGGAUCUUUUUAGGAUUCUUCACUUAAAACUUUCACAAAAGUGUACUUCAUAUUGAAAAAACAAUGGCAGCAAACUUUGAACAUUGGAAAUCUCAAUUUCAUAUCUUAACAUGGAACGUAAGCUCAAAAUAUCCGGAAAAUUUGCCGGUUCACAUAUUGCUGGGAUUGGAAAAGAAAUCUGAAAUGGACACACACCAACCGGAUUUUAUUGUGAUUGGUUUGCAAGAGAUAAAUAGCCAACCGCAGAGUAUGGUAAAGGGUUUAUUCAAAGAUGAUCCAUGGACGCAACGAUUCAAGGAAUUACUCAGCGAACGUGGCUAUGUGGCAAUCAAAUCCUUGCAAAUGCAAGGUUUACUUCUGGUGGUAUUCAUGAAGCGAAAACACUUGCUGCAUGUACGCGAAGUAGAAACUGAAUACACUCGAACUGGCCUAGGUGGCAUGUGGGGUAAUAAAGGAGCUGUGAGCAUUCGAUUUAAGUUGUAUGGCGUGUCGGUAUGCCUGGUAAAUUCGCACUUGGCCGCCCAUGAUCAUAUGCUGGACGAACGGAUAAAAGAUUUUGAAAAAAUCGUUGACGAGCACAAAUUUCACGUUAAGAAAACACGAGACAUUUUUCAGCAUGAUUACGUUUUUUGGUUCGGCGAUUUAAAUUUCCGGUUGACAAAAGAGGAUGAGCUCUCACACAGUGAUAUAAAGGAAAUGGUUCACAGGGAUAGGCUGGAUGAACUGGUUGAACUCGAUCAAUUGUCGAUGAUACGUCGUCAAGGCCGUGCAUUUGCCCAAUUAGAAGAACGAUUGCCCGCUUUUCCGCCAACAUUCAAAUUCGAACAUGGUACCAAUGACUAUGACACAAAACGACGACCAGCUUGGUGUGAUCGAAUCCUUUACAAAACACCGCAAGCUGCCUUCAAGAACAUGGAACUAGUUACCGAGCAAACAUCAUAUCGAAGCCAUCCGCAAUUCACGAUAAGUGACCACAAACCAGUUACCAGCGAAUUUACGAUAAAUGUUUAUGAGGAUCCAACGGACAAAAUGGUUGAAUUUACACCGUUGCACAUAUGGGAGAUCGGUGAAGAAAAUAACAUCGAAUAUACGUUGCCACUUGGUUUUGACGAAAUGAGCAGUGAUUGGGUGGGAAUCUACAAGGAAAAUUUCGACAGCUUGGAUGAUUACAUUACGUAUGAGUACACAUCACGAAGCAAAGCACCGAACGGUGAUUAUCCGCACGACAAAGUCAUCUAUCAUUUAGAAUUUCCCGAUACCGUUGACCUUGAAGAAGAUCAACGAUUCGUAUUGUUGUACUUCCACAGUAGCAAAAAUGUGACGAGCUUGGUCGGAAUCAGUGAACCAUUCAAGGCCGAAAAACGAUGUCCAUCGCCACGCUUUGAAUCGGUUGAUUAGAUUCGGUUCGCCGUUGUUUACAUAGAUUAGCUUCGAUUAGGUUUUCAUUCAAGCAUUUGCAACGCAAAAUUCCAACAGAAACUGUUCUUUAUUUUGUUGAAUUGUUUUUCAUUCUUGUACUUGUAGGCACUAUUUUGCUACUAGUUAAGUAGCAAAACCAAUUUUUUUUUAAUGUACCAAAAUUGACCAUUUCAAAGUAAAAUUGAAUACUUGAAGGAAACAUCGUCACAAAAUUCACACACUCAUAUUAGAAUGACCGACAAAAUAGAAUACGGUUACAGCAUAUAUGUUUCGAAGUGCAAAUAUUUCUGGAACGUAAAGCGUUUUUUCAACCGAAGAAAAGUUAGUAUUCUAUAAGUGCUUAAACACAAAAUGAUGGUUGUUAAAAAUUAAUUUAGAUGGAAAUUACUUUUGAAAUUCAUAGAAUCGCCGCCUUUUUCCAAAGUUCAUUCUUUAGAUAUUGUAUUGAAAUUUAUUUAUAUAUGGAUUGCUUCGUCAGAUUGCUUAAGAUCGAACAAAGUCUCUUCAAACACAAUUACAAUCAUUGAAGAGAUUUGUUUCGAUCGGUUUGUCGAUGUGUUUGCCGUUUUUGUUUGUUGUUAUUCUGCCAAAUUGAACAAAUUAUUUAUUUACAUUGAAUUUAAUGUUAGGAACUUUCAAAAGCUUUAGCAACACUCAAAUUUUUCAACGAAGAAUUUUUUUUUUAUGACAAACCUUUCAACAUCUUUCGUCAUCCACAAGAUGCUUAAUUCAAUCACACAUUUAGUGCAUUUUUCCCAUGUCGAAUAUAGUAUUGACAAAAAAAAACGAAACUUUGUUGAAUCGCAAGAAUAUUAUGUGCAUUAUUUAAAAAGAAAUUAGGAAUAAAUUGAAUCUCAAAAAAUCGCGUUAAAUAAAAAUCAGGUGCUAAAUUUAACGAAUCUCGAUGUAAAUUCAUUCUGCCCUAUUUGAAUGUGAUGCAAAUCGUGAAAAUUACUUGAAGAAUUUUUUUAUGACAAAUUCAUGCCGAAUUUCGAAUGCCGCUCUCGACAAUUUUCUGUUUGAUUGUGCUUAGAAUCUGUAUUGCACAUAUAUAUUUCUUUAAGAUCCAACUGUAGAUGAUUCAUUACGCUACAGCUAGAUGGGUUAAAGACAUUUACAUUUUUAUAAAGAUUUACUGCAAAAAAUAGACAUACACUUAGAUUAAGUGGAAAAAUUAAAAGUUCAAAGCAAAAAAGGUUCAACAAAAAA